AUGGAAGAAAAAGCUUAUUCAAAUACAGAUCCCACGAAUAUCCUGAGUCAUAUAGGCGACCAAAGUCAUGUAGUGAACUCUCUCGCAUCUACGUACCAAAAUGAUGCAAACAUUGAUUCUGGUCGUAAGAAAUAUAUAGACAAGAUUUCUUCGGAUAAUUCUGUAGGAGCAGCGGGUUCUGAUAAUGUCUACAGCAACUUAGCAAAUGACGACCGGAACGACGUAAACUCUAAGUUCGAUCCAAUUAUUUAUACCGACAACUUUAAGGCUCAUUUGAAGGGGGUAGAAAGUCCUAAUCUCGUUGAAGGCGCAAAUGAUCCUAUGGACCUUUGUAAUAAAAUUCCCAAUUUUUAUCGUCUGCUUGAUUUUUACGUAGACACGGGGUCGACUGGAUUAGCUGUUGAAAAGAUUAUUGUUUCGCAAGAAUUCUUGAAGAAGCUUUGUAAUGAUAUGGUUCCGGGUAGUUUUGAAUCAAUCUCCAAGGUUAAUUACGCUUCUUUGAACACAAAGUCACUUGGAUUUAUAGGAAUCUAUGGAAGAUGCGAAGUUAUCGCAAAAUAUUUAUUGCAAAAGAAUGUAAUAGAUAAAGAAAUUUAUAAUCUUCUCGUAAAACCUCAAAUAAGUGACAACAAUACAGAGAUAAUCGAACCUCACCUUAAACCUGGAAUUUAUCUUCUGAUUGAAAAAGAACAUGGUUUUAUCAUCCAUUGGCCCGAAAAAAAUUGCUAUGAUAAUAACACCUCAUCUAAAGCAAAGAGUAAUCUUGUGACUCUUCAUCGAUACCUCACAAAACUAACGGACGCUGCAUUUUGUUUAAUGGAUGCACAAGAUCUGAUGAUUUUCGAUUUUGAUUUUUUUAACGAGUGUAAGGGAUUCAAACUUAAUAUUAAGGAUAAAAAUUCUGGAGAUAAGUUGACUCUGGAUUUAUACCCUCCUCCUGUUAUGCCAAUAGAAUCAUGCCACAAUCAAUCGUUCAUUAUUUGUCGUACGGUUGAACCCUUUGAAUCAACUAAAGAAUACAGUGUAAAGGAUAUGAGUGCUGAUCAAGUUCUCAAUGCAUUUAAAGAUACUAAUUUAAGAAUCAGCCCUUCUAUUAGCUUUAAAAAUUUAAUGAAUUUAGCACAGGUUUUGUCUGUAGGAAGCGAAUUGGUUAAAUCAUAUAAUAGCAAAAUAAACGCGACUCGUAAAGAUAGAGAAGAAGAAAAGCAAAAAAAAGAGAAUAUCUUUGCAGCAGAUUCCUUUCUUCUUUCCUCUUUGCUGAGAUAUCGACUAAAAAACAUGUAUAA
Acaulospora morrowiae is the source of this 1286-nucleotide messenger RNA. The record is from the annotation of a GenBank genome assembly. NCBI's taxonomy places the organism in Eukaryota, Fungi, Glomeromycota, Glomeromycetes, Diversisporales, Acaulosporaceae.